Molecule: messenger RNA, 2264 nt
Organism: Actinia tenebrosa (Australian red waratah sea anemone)
Lineage: Eukaryota; Metazoa; Cnidaria; Anthozoa; Actiniaria; Actiniidae
Biological process (GO): regulation of translational initiation; GCN2-mediated signaling
Cellular component (GO): cytoplasm
Source: RefSeq, a predicted model, not a curated record
CCCAAACUUUUUUGUUCCAGAUACCAGUCAGGAGAACUUACAAAAGAGUUAGAAACAAUUCUGAUAACUCACGAGCUGAGACAGCUYGCWAAGRAUGACGWGGUGAAAUUAGACGUCUUUGUUAGUGAAGACGAAUACAAAAGAGCACAAGAACAGCUASAAGCCAAAGAAAGAGAGGAACUGUCAGWGGAAUUUGAAACCUUAAUGAGAAUCGAGGAAAAAGCCUCUAAAUUUGAAAUUUUUGAUGGAGAAAUUAUUAAAGAUGGCGAAAACAGGGUUCAAGCUCAUCUUGCUGUGAUAACAUCCAAGGACCAGGUCGAGGAAGUUUUGGCUGAGCUGAAGAAAAAAGAUCCUGAUGUUCCUAAGGCGACGCAUAACAUCUGGGCCUACAGGAUYUUUGAUGCCAAAAGAGAUGCCUACGAUGAAAAAUGUGAUGACGAUGGCGAUGAUACUUCUGGAGCGAAACUCCUUCGCUUUUUACAAAGAACACGAGCUACAGAUGUGAUGGUUGUUGUGUCGUGUUGGUAUGAGACCACUGCAGAAGAAUUAAGGGAAGUUAGGUUCAAGUGCAUCCAAAAGAGCGUUCGAGACUUAUUUGUGACCCAUAGCGGGAAAGUGAGCAUUCUACCACGGAAAAUAAAAUGGAAAUUUUACGAGGAAGCCCCAAAGUUUGAAAUUCUUCACGGAGAAACCAUCGAAGAUCGCAAGAGCACAUUCCAAGCUCACAUUUGCGACAUAACAUCUCGCAAACAGGUUGACCAAGUGUUGAACGAGCUGAAGAAAGAUCGUAAGAUUGCAAACGCAAAGUACAACAUGUGGGCUUGYAGGAUCUAUGAUGAAAAGAAGAAAUCCUACAUUGAAGAAGGUUACGAUGAUGGCGAAAAUUUAGGAGGAGAAAGGUUGUUGCAUUUGCUGCAAAAGAGCGACGCCAAGAAUGUGGUUAUCAUCGUGACUUGCUGGCAUGAUGGAAAACUGGGCAAAGACAGAUUCAAACACAUUAAUAAGUGUGCUAGCGACCUUCUUGAACAAAGAAAGAUUUCUAAAAACUAGUACGAGCAUUUGAACAUUUUAUUGAUUCACACACAUAAAUAUAAUACAAGUAUUCACAGGAGCAAUAUUAAUGAAUAAUGAAAAGAAAGUUGAAGCUAAAUUAAUAAUUAUAAAAGAAAGAUCAAAUAGUUAAAACUUUCGAGUCGACAACCACCCAUUGUAAGGUUUUAAAACUAUUUAUGACCAAGAAUAUAGCUAACUAUUUACACAAGAUGGAGAUCUUAAGGUAUAAUUCCCUUGAAAGAAAUUUUGCCAAUAAUUCUUUCAUGAAACUUUGCAUGGACAUUAACUAUGUUAUGGACAUUUAAAAACUGCAAUAAUGGAUGCUUUUCCAUUGUAAUAUCGUAAGUUUAUCUAAAAAUCUAGAUAAAUUAGAAAAUUUACUUAUAACCUUAGAUAAGCUUCCAGAAAUAUUAGCAAUUACAGACACUAGAUUAAAUUCCAAUUCUAUUUCAAACGUUGAUAUAGGAAACUAUUCUCUUUAUCAUAAUGAUUCACCUACCAUGGCAAGUGGGACAGCUAUUUAUGCGAAGGAAUCUCUAACAGUUAUCAAUAGACCAGAUUUAACAAUUAAUAUGCCUAAUGUAGAAUCUACUUGGAUAGACUUUGAAAACGAAGAGAGUAAGCAAAAUAUCAUUAUAGGCUGUAUUUAUAGACAUCCUAGUGGGAACUUAAAUGAAUUCACCUCUUUAUUUGAAGACCUUCUUAAAACAAUACAUACAAGAUAUGACGUUUAUAUUACAGGUGACUUUAAUAUUGAUUUAAUGAAAUAUAUUACUAAUGCAUCUGUUGAAGAAUACAUAAAUAUGCUCUUUUCUAAUGGCUUUUAUCCAACUAUCACAAAGCCAACAAGGAUAACUAAUACCUCCUCAAGCCUAAUAGAUCAUAUUUAUACUAAUUGUCAUCAUUUAGACAUGACACCUGGUAGAGUAGAGAUCAAUAUAUCAGAUCAUUUGCCAAUUUUUUGUUUUAUUAGUAAUCACAAGCAAAAGAGUGAGCUUCCAACCUAUUAUCGAGAUUACAGUGGACUCUCCCGUAAGCGACAACCUCGGGGCCAGGAGAAUGAGGUCGCUUACGGGAGAUGGUCGCUUACGAGAGCUAACACAGGAAGCCCAAACAAUGUGAAUCCCAACACAGGAAGCCCAAACCCUUUAUAAUUUUGUAACUCACGUGUAAAAACUACUGUAUUAACGAUUAAACUGUUUUAAUCAAAA